UUAAGGCAUUCUUCUGCCUGUUCCUCCUAGGUUUCCAGAUGGUGACAUUGCCGGCGGCGAAUGCGAUCCGGUUGUCGGAAGGCGGGGAGGUUGUAGAGGAAGGUCCGACGAGUCUGAUCAGCUGCAAAAAGGAAGCUGAUUGUGCCAAUGCAGGGAGCAUUCUGGUUUGCAUCGAUGGCCACAUCCACUGCCGCAACCAGAUUUGCCAAUGUGUUAAUGACUGAAAUUGUUUUUAUAUAUAUAUAUAUAUAUGAUCCGGAGAUUUGAUGCUUGUUGAAUUGAGCCACGGUACUUAUGCAAAAGAUUUGUUCCCUAAUAAAACGAUUGGGUUAAAA
Linum tenue is the source of this 335-nucleotide messenger RNA. The record is from the annotation of a GenBank genome assembly. Lineage: Eukaryota; Viridiplantae; Streptophyta; Magnoliopsida; Malpighiales; Linaceae.